AUGUUAUUAUUCUAAUUUGGUGCUAAUAUGUUCAAAAUAGAUUCGCUUUAGCUACUUGUAUUGAAAAUACUUAAUUUAUUUAGCAAACUAAGUCAAAAAUUCGAGGAAACUAUUAGGAUGUAGCUUCUGAAAAAAAUGGAGCAAUCAUCACAACAGCUAGGAUCAUCAAUUUUUACUAUCCUGGCUCUCUUGCAAGUCCCUUAAGGGAUAGUUUAUACUUUUAUAUUGAAUUUGGCAUGUAGGUAGGCCAUGUCUAUUUUGAUUUAUAUUUAUCUUUAAUUAUUGAGCUCACUUAACCAUAUGAAAUCAAUUUAGUACGGUUUAGAAUAUGGGAUGUGGACAACAGAAUAGCUGAUUUACAAAUUUUUCUUAUUGGAGCUGAUAGAAACACUGAGACCUAAAUUUAUAAUGGUUUUGCUUAAUCUGUAAAGGAGGUUAGAUUUCCUGAUCAACUUGUUACUAAGAUAAGAUUUUACAAUAAAAAUGGUACAUCCUAUCCUGGCCAUAAACUUCUUUCAUUCAUAAAGGUCUAAGCAUUUUAUUAAUUGUGA
Paramecium octaurelia is the source of this 551-nucleotide messenger RNA. Lineage: Eukaryota; Ciliophora; Oligohymenophorea; Peniculida; Parameciidae. The record is from the annotation of a GenBank genome assembly.